Lycium barbarum (goji berry) is the source of this 2151-nucleotide messenger RNA. RefSeq names its product UDP-glycosyltransferase 71K3-like. The record is from RefSeq and is a predicted model, not a curated record. NCBI's taxonomy places the organism in Eukaryota, Viridiplantae, Streptophyta, Magnoliopsida, Solanales, Solanaceae. The transcript is spliced from 2 exons. Gene Ontology annotation, molecular function: UDP-glycosyltransferase activity. The coding region runs from base 317 to 1867 and encodes 516 amino acids.
UUAUUCUUAUGACAAUCAAAGAAAGUGGUCGACUCCUAUUAAAGAUAACGCCUAUCAUCGUAUUAUUUAUACCACAUAUAAAUCAAAUUAUGGUCUUCAUAUGUCCCACCUGUGAUCAAAUUAGGAUCAUAACUUAUAUUUUAUAACUUGGGUCUAGUACUAUCCUUUUUGAGCUGUACUUCAAUUAAAUAAGUCCACAUUUUGGCAUUUCAAGAAAAAGGCAGAACCACAACUAUAAAAACAUCGACACAUUCAACUUCUCAUUAGCAUUCCUAUACAUCAACAUUUUCAUCUUCUCAUUAGCUUUGUUUCAAAGAUGAGCAAAUUAGAGCUGGUAUUUGUGCCUGGCCCGUUCGUCGGUCACCUUGUUUCGACAUGCAAUUUUGCAGAGAAUUUGCUAAAUAGAGAUGAAAGGUUAUGUAUAACAAUUCUGUUCAUAAGGCCACCUCCACCAUGGGAUAACAGGAUAGAUGCCUACAUCAAGCGAAGCUCCUCUUCUUCCGACGGCAGUCGAAUUAGAUAUGUCACACUUCCUCAAGCCGAACCGCCACCUGCAGAAGAGCUAGCCAAGUCUAUUGAGAAGUAUUUCUCUCUAUUAAUAGCAAAUUAUCGACCCCACGUCAAGGAAGCAAUUAUCACCAACAAGUGGCCUGAUUCGAACCCGAAAAUAAUUGGACUAGUCAUUGAUAUGUUUUGUAGUGCAAUGAUUGAUGUAGGAAAUGAACUUAACAUUCCUUCCUAUCUUUUCUUCACUUCUGGUGCAGGUUUUCUUGGUUUCCUGUUUUAUCUGUCUGUUUGGCAUGACCAAGUUGGGAGAGAAUUUAAUCGAUCCGAUGCUGAUUUAAAGAUAGCAUCCUAUGCUCAUCCAGUACCCUCAAAAGUAUUGCCUGAUUUUGCAUCCAGCAAGGAAGGUUACGACUCAUUCCGCGAACAUGGUGUCAGGUUCAAAGAAACCAAAGGAAUUCUCAUCAACACAGUUGCGGAAUUCGAAAGUCAUGCUGUAAAUAAUUUAGCAUCUGAUCCUGAAUUACCUCCAGUUUACACGGUAGGAUUUCUUAAUGACCUUGAGGGACAAAAAGGUAAGGGAAAUUCCAAGUCUGAAGAUGAAGAAAUCAUGAAAUGGCUAGACCAGCAGCCACCUUCAUCUGUUCUUUUUCUGUGCUUUGGAAGCGCGGGUUUUUUUGAGCCACCACAGCUAAUCGAGAUGGCAAUUGCACUCGAACGAAGUGGGGUUAGGUUUUUGUGGUCAAUACGCCGUCCUGUGGAUGCUGAACUUUCAAAAUUUGAGGAGAUAUUGCCGGAAGGGUUCUUGGAGAGGACAAAAGACAGAGGCAUAGUAUGUGGAUGGGCACCCCAAGUCGAUAUCUUGGCUCACGGGGCAACUGGAGCAUUCGUAUCUCAUUGUGGGUGGAAUUCGACUGUAGAGAGUGUAUGGCAUGGAGUUCCAAUUGUGACAUGGCCCCUUUAUGCAGAACAACAUAUCAAUGCGUUUCAAUUGGUGAAUGAUCUUGAGAUAGCAGUAGAGCUGACAUUAGAUUACAGGAUGCGCGAAAGUGAUCAUCGUGAAAAUGUGAAGGCAGAGGAGAUGGAGAAAGCUAUAAGAUGCAUAAUGGACUGCGAAAAUCCCAUGAGGAAGAGAGUCAAAGAUAUGGGAGAGAUUUGCAGGAACGCGUUGAUGGAGGGUGGAUCUUCUUCUAGUUCUCUAGGUCGAUUCGUUGAAACUAUUCUUGAUUCCAAGAGCUGUUCCCAAGGCCUUUGCAAGCAUGGGUUUGGAGGCAUGAUCGGGCAUCACAGUCAUUUCACAAAAAAUCAUGCAUUGCACACUUGUGCUUACAAGCCCCAAGGCUUGGACAUAGAUUCCUUAUGACAAAAAAUUCAAACCUCUUUGUGAUUUGUUUUUAAGUGAAUAAACUUAGCUAUAUAUAAAGGUGAUAAAUAAAGUGGGCCAAACCCACAUGUACAAUUAGUUACAUGUAAGCUAAUGGAAGGAUGUCUAUUUACUUUCUUUGUUUUCCAGUUUGGUUUUGAUAUCUUUUCUUGAAAUUAAAAUUGAUUAGGUGGCAAUACUUGGAUAUGUAUUACAUGCUGUUAACAAGUUGCUAUGGAAAAGUCUACAUAAAUUCUUAAUGUUCCUUCAUAAUUAAGGAGUUG